Amborella trichopoda is the source of this 1759-nucleotide messenger RNA. Its product is annotated as NADH dehydrogenase ubiquinone complex I, assembly factor-like protein (DUF185). Gene Ontology annotation, molecular function: protein-arginine omega-N symmetric methyltransferase activity. Gene Ontology annotation, cellular component: mitochondrion. The record is from RefSeq and is a predicted model, not a curated record. NCBI's taxonomy places the organism in Eukaryota, Viridiplantae, Streptophyta, Magnoliopsida, Amborellales, Amborellaceae.
GAACGAUUCCCAUCCAGAUCGAAAAUCCAGAUUGAAAAUCGCGGGGUUUCAGAUGGAAAUCGUCUUCCAGAAUUAGUAGUCAUAGUUCCAUACUCCCUCCCAUGGCCUGGCUAACUGGCGAGAGCUCCUCAAUGGCCAACGCUCGCUCUCUAAAUCAUCUGAUUUAUUUAUAUCGCAAAGCCAAAGUCCUUCCCUUCAAACAUCAAUGCCCUGCCCCCUUCUCUACUGAAACAGGAGAGAAACCCGUUUUAGUCAGGGACUUCAUUCGCUCUGCUUUAUACGACCCAAACUAUGGAUAUUUCUCUACAAGGUCUGGUUCUGUGGGGUUUCUCCCCAAAAGCAUCAAGUUCAACCAGCUUGAAGGCAGGAGUGCUUACAUGCAGUACCUGAGUGACAUUUACAAGGAAAACGACAUAGCAUGGUUUACCCCAGUUGAGCUUUUUAAGCCUUGGUAUGCCCAUGCUAUUGCGGAAGCCAUACUGCGUACUGCCAAUCUUUCAGUUCCUCUAAAAAUAUAUGAAAUUGGUGGCGGGUCAGGAACAUGUGCCAAGUGUAUAAUGGAUUACAUGAUGUUGAAUGCCCCAGCAAAAGUUUACAGUAAUAUGUCUUACAUAUCAGUGGAAAUCAGUCCAGCACUCGCAAGAAAACAGCUUGAAACCAUUAGUGAAGUUAGUAGUCAAUCACAACGUUUCGGAGUUGAAUGCCGUGAUGCAGCUGAUAAGAUUGGAUGGGGCAAGGUGGAUCAUCAACCAUGUUGGGUUAUAAUGCUUGAGGUUCUUGACAAUCUUCCCCAUGACCUAAUUUAUGCUGAGAAUCAAACUAGUCACUGGCUGGAAGUUUGGCUUGAAAAACAGCACGAAAAUUCAUCUAUGGUGGAGUCAUACAGGCCAUUACAAGAUCCCCUGAUUGCACGAUGCGUUGAUAUCAUUAACAUGGAUAUAAAAGACCGAAGUUUGGGUGCUAAAGCCAUAUCAGCAGCAAAAAGCGUUUGGUCAAAAAUUCUGCCCAGACCUAGAAGAGCCUGGAUACCAACUGGCUGCUUGAAACUGUUCGAUGUUUUGCACUGGGCAUUGCCAAAUAUGUCAUUGAUUGCUUCUGACUUCAGCUAUCUCCCUGAUGUGAAGAUAACCGGUGAUAGAGCUCCUUUGGUAUCAACCAAGAGAGAUGGUCGGAGUACAGACUACAACAAUUACACAGAUGCCAGGGGAGAUGCAGAUAUUUUCUUCCCUACAGAUUUUUGGCUCUUGGAGCGCAUUGAUCACGACUGUGCUGAUGGACCGAACCAUCAUACUACACCAUCUAGGAAAAUGAAGAAACGGCGAACAAUUAUACUUGAUACUGCUGCUUUCAUGGAAGAAUUUGGGCUUCCUUCAAAGACAAGAACUAAGGAUGGGUAUAACCCACUUCUAGAAGAUUUCAGAAACACAAAAUUCUAUUUGAGUGUUCCCACUCAUAACAGGCCUAAGCCAUAGUACAUGAUCCAUGAUUAGGAAACGCAUGGUUCGGCUUCAUUGGUGACCAUUUACUGCAACUGUGAGCUCAUGGAAAGCUGAUGCUCCGAUAGCAUUUUUUACCCCAAAAUGAAGUUUUCCAAUGUGUUGUUUUAAAUAAAAUUGUAUGGAGUUUUAAUCCAGCUGUGCUUAUGUCCACUCUUGUCUUGGUUUCGAAAGCUAAAUUGCAUGUAACCACUAAAAAAAUCCCUGUCCCAGGUGAUAGUCACAGAUUUUGUUUUGGUAAAUAUUCGAAAUAUCAUUGGCUU